AUGAAGUCGUUCGUUGCUCUUGCGUUGCUUGCAGUUGCAGAUGCGUAUCAAUCCAACACUCCAGUACAGUGCCCACGGCUCAGGAAUGCUAUCACAGCAGGCGGUAGUCAAAAGGCGGUGACGGCGUUCUGCUCGAGUUACCUGUCGAUCAAGCCGAAAACAGCGGUGUUGACUUCAACAAUCAGCACCAUCACGACCAUCACCGUUGCAAAAACCAAUGGCAGGAAACGUGACGUCCGCAAGUCCCAGCCAAAGCCCGGCUGCCUCAACAGCUACAAGCCAGGACCUGAGCUCUCCUCUGCUUGCAAAUGCUUCUCAAUCCAGGCUUCGACUUCGACGACUCGGACGACGAAGGUCGCCACUUCGACAUCGACCAUCACUAGUGGACUGGUCACGAGCACUCUCACCAAGGUCGCCCCAUUGCAGACGCCAGGCGCUUUCGGUCUCGUCGCCAUCACAGAGGACACUCCAUCCGGCGAGGGUUCCGCCGGCCUGCCUGAUGUCGACUUUCGCGCUCCCGCAGAUCCACUGACUCAGUACGCCUUGUACAGCUCGAGGAACCGAAUUUUCUCCCUGACGGAGACCAAUGAGCUUUACACACGAGGCUGCGGCUAUGGCACAGUGUUGGCCACGGUUCCCGACAACGGGACAUCGAACAGGGUGUUCUACAGCGAGGCGGCACAAAAGCCAGCGGGAUACUCGAACCCAACUUGCAGCAUUGCGCUGCAGAAGGACAGUACCUGCGUGAUGGACUUCCUUCCGGAGCUCGUUCAGCGCUUCCAAAUACACACCAAUGCUUUCCAUUCUCCGGACAUGAGAAGGGGGAAGCCUGCGCGCAGAAUCCGAACCGAUUUGCGAGAAACAUCGACGACAUCUGCUCGUGCUGAUCCAAUAUGGUAUGGCAGUCGGCGAUUGCCAAAGCUUCGGCGCCAGCUGUACUCCGCAUAUCGCGGCAAUAUCGAACCUCACUUGCCCGCUAAACUUCGGCUUACAUGCCAAAAGCGGAACUCACAUGCCGGAAGCGGAACUGUAGUUAAUAGCUUUAACGGAACAGGGUUGGGUAAUCUGUCUAAUGCCGAAGAAGUAGAAGUAUUUAGACUAGAGGAGGAUUCUAGCUCGGACGAUAAGGAUAGAUUUAAGUCGAUUCUCCCGUAUAAGUUAGAGGGCUGGGAUAAGGCGAGACUGUGCAACCCUAAUACCGCCGGAUCUUCGAAGCUACAGAGAAGGCUAGCGGCAAGCCUAGUAAUCUUCCCUACUACUCUGAAGAAACGCGGCCGGGAGGAAGAUGUUAAUAAAACGCCGGAAGAGCAGACUGUCGAGCAGCCUGGAUUCCCUAUGUAUAAGGGUAAUGUUAAGUCGAAGAAGAAGAGGGGCAACAAGGAAGGAGAGGUUAUUCACAGGAAGGGAGACGUGAAAUACUCUAAGGCUAUAGCGCACUGCAAGACCAUCUGGAACAAGGCCUUCCCAUAA
Zymoseptoria tritici IPO323 is the source of this 1470-nucleotide messenger RNA. RefSeq lists its product as uncharacterized. Lineage: Eukaryota; Fungi; Ascomycota; Dothideomycetes; Mycosphaerellales; Mycosphaerellaceae. The record is from RefSeq and is a predicted model, not a curated record. The coding region runs from base 1 to 1470 and encodes 489 amino acids. The transcript is spliced from 16 exons.